This is a messenger RNA of Ictalurus punctatus (channel catfish), 2226 nucleotides long. RefSeq names its product MBL associated serine protease 2 (gene masp2). Gene Ontology annotation, cellular component: extracellular region. Bases 145 to 2202 code for a protein of 685 amino acids. Gene Ontology annotation, molecular function: serine-type endopeptidase activity; calcium ion binding. NCBI's taxonomy places the organism in Eukaryota, Metazoa, Chordata, Actinopteri, Siluriformes, Ictaluridae. The transcript has 11 exons. Gene Ontology annotation, biological process: proteolysis; complement activation. The record is from RefSeq and is a predicted model, not a curated record.
GAAAGUCUACUCUGUUAGUGGUCAGUAUUUGCACAGACCUUGUUACUGGAUUGCUGGUUCAGUAACCUGGAGUGCGUUAUCAGUGUAGCUUGAACAAAUGAGAACAGAAGUUUGUUAUCCUCAGUGAAUGACACAAGGUGGAAAAUGAUAAACGGUGUGUUAGCAGCUGUGGUUGGCCUGCUGCCUCUGUCUUUGAGCCUGGAGUUAACGGGUUUGUUCGGGAGCUUCACUUCUCCCAACUUUCCAAAUGCGUAUCCUAAUAACCAACUCAUCGUGUGGAACAUCACAGGCCCAGCGGGCCACAGACUUCGUCUGUACUUCACCCAUUUUGGCCUGGAGCCCUCUCUUCACUGUGAAUAUGACUACUUACAGGUGAUUUCAGACGGCAAUGAUACAGUCCGAUUCUGUGGUGAGAAUGAGAAAAAUUAUGACGAUUCCCCAAAGAACACCAAUCUGUACUCUUCCACCAACACAAUGUCUGUGAUCUUCAGAUCAGAUUACUCCAAUGAGGAACGAUUUACCGGCUUCCAAGCUUAUUACACUGCAGAAGACAUUGACGAGUGCGUGAUUACGGUGGAUGGAGAGCCUGUGUGCGACCAUUACUGCCACAAUUACGUGGGGGGCUAUUACUGCACUUGCAGACUGGGAUACCAGCUCCAUGCCAAUAAAAGGGAUUGCACUGUGCAAUGCAGUGGCCAGGUGCUGUUGGACAGGUCAGGUGAGCUGACGAGUCCAGAGUAUCCGUUUCCAUACCCCAGAAUGAGUCAGUGUGACUACACCAUCCGCCUGCUGGAGGGCUUCCAAGUGAGCCUUGAAUUUGUGGAUAUCUUUGACGUGGAGACUCAUCCGGACGUUCCAUGUCCUUACGACAUCCUCAAGAUCGCUGCAGGUUCGAGGGAGCACGGCCCAUUCUGUGGAACCACGCCGCCGGCUGGAAUCGAAACGGGCACUCACGAAGUGCGUGUGACCUUCCGCUCGGACGGCUCAGGAAAAAACAGAGGCUGGAAGAUGAAGUACUCCAGUACAGCCAAACCUUGCCCAAACCCAGUGUCUCCUCUCCAUGGCCGCAUUCACCCGCAGCAGCACCAGUACAUCUUAACCGACACGUUCAACGUGACAUGUGACCUCGGUUAUGAUUUAACGCUGGGUGAUGACAACUUACCCUCUUAUCAAGCCACAUGCCUGAAGGGUGGAUUUUGGGAUGGUCCAAUGCCUCUCUGUACAUUGGUUAACUGUGGGCCUCCUGACAACAUUAACAAUGGGAGUGUCGAGUUCACCACAACCACAUAUCAAUCUAAGAUCAAGUACAGCUGUGAAGAAUUCUACACCAUGAAGGACAGCACCAAUGGAUUCUACACCUGUGAGCAUGAUGGCUACUGGAGAGACACACUGGGUGGAAGAAGUCUUCCUGACUGUAUACCAAUCUGCGGGAAGCCUACAGGGAGACUGGCUAAGGUGAUUGGAGGAGAGAAUGCAGAGAAGAACGAGAUACCCUGGCAGGUAAUGAUCCUGAAUGGAGGUCGUUUAAAGGGUGGUGGAGCUCUUCUCAGAGAUGACUGGGUCCUGACCGCGGCUCAUGUCCUGCACGGUUAUGGCGAUGUGUCCAGACUGGCAGUGAAACUAGGCUUGGUCAAGCGCUCUGAUCCGGAAGCAGUGGUGGCCAUUCCAGAAGACAUCUUCAUACACCCGAGCUACCAUCACGAUGGGUUGAACUUUAACAACGAUAUUGCUUUGAUCAAACUGGGGCACAAGGUUCCUAUCAAAGCAGCCAUUAUGCCUGUGUGUUUACCAGGGAAAGAGGAACGAUUUAUCCUGAAGACUAAUGACUAUGGGACCAUAAGUGGGUGGGGCGUAUGGCAAAAUACCAGUCGUCGAAGCUCUCAUACUCUAAAAUUUGCAGAAGUACCUGUGGUUGACUUUGGAGAAUGUAAGGCUAAGUACGAUGCUCUAGUAACACCAAAUGGGAAGCUGGUAGUAACAGACAAUAUGGUGUGUGCGGGUUUGGAGGAAGGGGGUGUGGAUUCAUGUCAAGGAGACAGUGGAGGGCCGUAUGUAUUCUUGGACAAGCCAAGCCGUAGAUGGUACAUUGGUGGCAUUGUGUCCUGGGGAUAUGUUUGCGCUGAAGCAGGGUAUUAUGGGGUGUACACAAAAGUGACUAAUUAUCGUACUUGGAUAGAAGACAUCAUGUCUCAAAACAGUUAAAUAAACAGUCAUUACAGUACAACA